Molecule: messenger RNA, 2122 nt
Organism: Sesamum indicum (sesame)
Lineage: Eukaryota; Viridiplantae; Streptophyta; Magnoliopsida; Lamiales; Pedaliaceae
Product: putative glucan 1,3-beta-glucosidase A
Biological process (GO): polysaccharide catabolic process; actin filament bundle assembly; establishment or maintenance of cell polarity
Cellular component (GO): cytoplasm; actin cytoskeleton
Molecular function (GO): protein-macromolecule adaptor activity; hydrolase activity, hydrolyzing O-glycosyl compounds; actin filament binding
Source: RefSeq, a predicted model, not a curated record
CCGCACCUUCCACCAACUGGGCAUGCAAAAAUUACAAGAAGCCUGCAGUUCACUAGCAAUCUACACACAGUUGCACACAGUAGAGCAGAAUCAUGGCUGAAGUUCAACAUCACAUCACAUAGAUGAGGUCUUUUACCCCAAUGAGCUGAAAAAGCGUUUGCCCUUUUCUUGAUUUUCUGUUCUUUUCAAAGGGGAAAAGGAAAAGGUUUGUGAGCAAAGUUCGAUUUUGUCUUCAUCUGCACUCCAAGAUUGCCUCUGCAGUUUAAUAAUGCAUUCAAAGUGUUGAGAUUUCCCACGUAGGGAUCUCCAGUUUAUUUUAAUCUUUGUUUACCCUCUUCUUUUUGGAGUUGAUUGAGAAUUAAGUAAGAUGGCUUGUAUAUCUUUCACGAAUUGAAGGAAUUGGGACCUGCUUUCUACAUGGAAAUUGUGUUCUGCAAAUGGGGUUUCUUGUUUCUGCUGUGUUGUGGGCUCAUCUUUUCAGUUGGAUGUUCAGUGGAGGGACUUCAUGGGAAUGCAAGAGUAAGGGGAGUGAAUCUGGGAGGAUGGUUGGUAAUUGAGGGGUGGAUAAAGCCUUCUCUCUUUGAUGAUAUUCCAAAUGGGGACAUGCUUGAUGGAACAGAGGUCCAGUUGAAAUCAGUGGCUCUGAAUAAAUAUGUGUCUGCUGAGAAUGGUGGUGGAGCGACAAUUGCGGUUGACAGGGAUAUUCCUCAGUCUUGGGAAACAUUUCGGUUAUGGAGAGUUUCAGAGUCGAUAUUCCAGUUCCGCACUUCCGAGGGCCAAUUUCUGACAUGUGAUGGUGAUGGAGCCACUGUUACUGCGACAGCAGAAUCAGCAUCUUCUAACGAAACAUUUUACCUAGAAAGGAAUAAUGACAAUCGAGUCCACAUUAAACUCAAGACAGGAACUUAUUUACAGGCUUCAAAAGCCAACCAGCUCACAGCAGACUAUCCAGGGACACCAGGGUGGGAUGAUAAUGCUGCAACCUUUGAAUUGAUAAUUGCAUCAAAUCUCUUGCAUGGAGACUACCAGCUUGCCAAUGGAUAUGAACGUGAUAAGGCAGAAGAAGUCCUCAAGAAGCAUAGAAACAGUUUUAUCACUGUAGCAGAUUUCAAUUUCCUGUAUAGGCACGGAAUAAAUACAGUGAGAAUACCUGUUGGCUGGUGGAUAGCUUAUGAUCCCAAUCCUCCACCUCCGUUCAUCAGGGGAACUCUGGAAGCCCUCGACAAUGCAUUCUCAUGGGCACAAGCUUUCGGCAUAAAGUGCAUAAUCGACCUUCAUGCUGCUCCUGGCUCCCAGAACGGGAUGGAACACAGUGCUAGUAGAGAUGGAGCGACAGGGUGGCCUACAUCACCAGAUUAUAUCUCACAAACGUUAAAUGUCAUAGAUUUUCUUGCUUCGAGGUAUGCCAAGCAUCCAUCGCUGCUUGGGAUUGAACUGUUGAAUGAGCCAUCCGCUGCCUUAGUUCCACUCGACAUCCUAGUUUCAUAUUAUAAACGAGGAUACGAGAUUGUGAGAAAAUACUCUUCAACGGCAUAUGUCAUUUUCUGCCAAAGAAUCGGCAACGCUGAUCCAUUUGAACUCUACCAAGCUAACUUAGGCGCAGAAAACACAGUAGUUGAUUUGCAUUACUACAAUCUAUUUGACAAUUUCUUUGUGAACAUGAGUUCUCUAGAUAAUAUUCAGUAUAUAUAUAAGAGUAGGCAAACGCAGUUACAAGCUCUCAACAGCGCAAACGGACCACUUGUUUUCAUCGGGGAAUGGGUGAAUGAGUGGAACGUAACUGGUGGAUCCGAAACGGAUUACCAAGAUUUUGGACGAGCGCAGUUGGAGGUGUACGAUACUGCCUCAUUUGGAUGGGCUUAUUGGACAUUGAAGAACGACAGGAAGCACUGGGAUUUUGAGUGGAACAUCCGGAACAACUAUCUCCAACUACAACUAGGUUGUUCGUCGUUCAUGCAAAUUUCGAACGCUGUGAUGUUGCUCGGAUUGGCAUGCAGCUAUUAUUUUCUUUACGUCGUCUAGAGUUGAACCGCAGCUGUGCAACGUCGAUCAGAAUUACAGGGAGAAAGGAUUAAUUCUUUGUUCUUUCAUUCUUAUCACAAUCAAAACUGGAAAGUGAUGA